AAAAUUUCAUUUUAUAAUUCAUAAUAUUAUUUCUUAACUGAAAAUACUAUAUUUCAAAUAUAAUUAAGAUAUAAUAUUGACUAUAACAUGCAAAAUGAAUCCAAAACCAACGAUAAUUUCACUUAGUUAAAAAUUCUAAAUAAAACCUCUUUCCUGAUUGGCCAAUCUUGAAAGACGUUCCUCAUAGGCGGUAGAUUGAAACUUUCGUAUAGGCCUAACUGCUGAGUAAAAAGUAUGUCCACGUACUUUUUGGGUGAUGAUGUGUGGGAGUAUAAUGCCCCGCAGUAUGUUGAUUUUGCAGCUGGCGAAGAUGAUCCCAACGCAGAUGCAUGGUUUGAUCAGCAUGACGAUGGAGGUAAUGGUCCUUUAUCCACAGAAGACAUUGGUGGAUCACCUCCAACUGGAAAUCGGAGAUUAACAAGAUCCAUGUGUGCUACACCUCAGAAUGACAAAAACUUACCUCAGGCUACAGAAAAGAAAAGGACACCUGCCCAGAAAAAAAAAGUAGAGCAACCCACUAGAAUCAUGAUUACCAAAGAUGCAUGUGGUGGAUCCAAAACUUUAGAUAACACAAAGAAAACUGCUCUACCAUCCAAACCAAUACAUUCACAAAUCAAGUCUGAAAACACAACAGAGACAAGGGGAAGGUCAAGGUCACUGAAACGGACCAAUUCUAUGAGAGAAGUCAAAUCCAAAGAAGAGUUACAGAAAAGACGAUCAGCUGAUCCAGCCAAGUCUGGCCCUGUACCCACAGCUAGCAAGGCUCCAGAAAAGACUCUCUCAAAUCCAAAUAUUAACAGGACUAAGUCCAUGGUCAGAAGGAGUGCCGGAGGGCCACAGAGAAGUGUCAAAGGGACCCCUGUCCGUUCCCGAUCAACUGGUGGUGAUGCACGUGCCAGAACAAACUCUACCUCAAGCGUACCUUGCAACAGUACUUCCAAUUCCUCACAGAAUGAAUGUACAGCACCAUCAUCCAAGAUGCCAAAAUUAACUAUACCUACAACUCCAACAUUCAUGAGGAGAAAGCCACUUGGGAAGACUGAUAAAGUGAAAAGCAGUGCACAACAGCAGAUGGAAGAAAUAGCAAAUAUUAAAGCAGAAUUUAACAAAAGGAAGAAACUGGCACAGAAGUCGUAUGAAACUGCCAUGAAGUCAACAGGAUAUGUGCCCAUACAUUCCAAGGUGGAACCUACAAAACCAGAAAAUUUCCACUUUCAGACUGACAGUCGCAUAAAGACCACUCACCACUCUAGCGCUGAUCAGAAAGCUGACUUUGUUAGAAUUCUGCGAUCAAACUCCAGGGGAAGAUCAGCAGGUCAUGCUGAGAGGGUACCCACUAAACCUCAACCUUUCAAGCUCUCCGAGAGCAAAAAACAAAAAGCUGAAACGGACUCGGAUACAUACAAGAGCGUGGCAGAGCAACUGGUUGCUUUCCAUAAACAAACUCCAGACCGGUUUCAUUCUCAAUCCAAAAAACCUGAGAGACCAAGGAUGAUGCCGUCUCGCUCUCCAGUGUCUGGGCUCACUGUGCCAAAAACUCCAAAUUUUGAAUCUACCAGCCGUCGUCGUCCUGUACUGGUUCCAAGUCAGAAAGACCUCGAGGAAAAAGAACUCGAAGAAAUGAAAAAAAAGCAAUUCAAAGCUCAUCCAGUGAACAAAAGGAUUUUAACCAACCCCAAUACUGGCAUUAAGAAGGUGGCCCCGAAACCUGCCACGAAGUUUGAAGAGUUCGACUUGGAAUGUGGGAAGCGGCCCCACAACAGGAGUCUUAAAGCAGACAAAGAUGAAAAAUUUGAAUUUCAUGCCCAGCCUGCACCAAAGAAAAUCCUUGAAGGACCAGUGGGUGUAAAGCCAGCCAGACCUCUUCCCCUGACCCAUCCUCAAUCCCCAGCAUUUGCACUCCGACAGCGUGUGCGGCUUCCUCUGCCAAAAGAGGAGGAGGAGGAGAUAGACAAAAGUUUAUCCAGAAAAAGAGUUGCUCAUCAUGGUGUUCCUUUUCAACCCAAUCUGAGCCACAAGAGCACUGUCCCUCAACCAUUCUCUUUUGAGGACAGGGACAAAUCUCGAAUGGCUCAGAAAAUAACGACCAUCGAUCAUUAUCUUGAAGAGGAAAAAAAGAUGAGAGAAUUCCAUGCCCAUCCUCUACCUGUCGGUGAGGACUUGCUCCCUCCCAAGAAAAAGAAACCAGUGACCAUCCCUGAACCAUUUGAACUGGAGGCUGAUGAAAGAGGAGCAAAAAGACUGCAAGAAUUCAGUCAAAAGGUUGAAGAGGAGAACAAGCACUUGAAGGAACAAGCCAAGUUUAAAGCUCAUCCGGCCAAAGUGAUCCUCCAGGAACCUUUCUGUCCACAGAAGUCAACAAAGCCUCUCACAGAUAUCAGUGGAUUUGAGUUGAAUACGGAGCAGAGAUCACAAAAAAGAGAACAUUUUGAAAUGUAUAAGAAGGCCCGAGAAGCUGAAAUUGAAGCAGCCAAACGCCGAAGAGAACUGCAGAGAGAGGAGGAGGAAAAAGCUGCUGUUGCCAAAAUGAGAGCGGAAGCUGUCCACAAAUCUCAGCCUGUUAAACGGUACAAGUCACUGGAAGUCCUGCCAAGUGAUCGGCCUUUAACAUUUGCAGAGUCACCGAAGUUUGAAACGGACCGCAGACUUCGAAGCAAAGUCAACUGUUUCUAAAUCAGGUUUAAAGGUUAAAAAGGUUUAUAUUUACUAUCUGUAGAAUUUCAAGGGGGAAAAGAGGUUCCUUGUAAAGGUGUUGUAAAACAUUCACUGUUUUAUUACCUGGGUAGAUUUUUACCACACCUGUAUCACAUUUUUAGGCUUUUACUAAUUCUGGAUGAAUGUGUUGAUAAUUUUAUAAUGCCCAGACAUACAUGUACAGUAUAGUAGUAAGCAUUUGGUUGGAGUAUUACGUGAUAUACUGUUCAGUUUUAAGUCUUCUACCCAGUUAGAGAUAGGGGUAGUAUUCUCCCGGUCUGGCGACUUUCUCACUGUCACUUCUUGCAUAGCUUUUCCCCACGUGUAUUUUGUUAUUACGUACAGAUUCAUACACGUACUGAAAGUAUUAUGUUGGCUCAUGGUUUAUCACUGAACUUGUACUCUUUGUAAGUUUUUCAUACUAGAAUUACACAUACAAUCAUCUUUGAUAUAUUUCCUGAGUUUCAUUAGUGGUGUAUAAAUUUAUUUGAAUGCCGUCAUGCUUGUGAUCAGUUUGUCCACUCCUCUAGCACAGGAUGGAGACUUCAUAUUUUGGAAGGUCAAGGUUAAGACAAUAGAUCAAGUAAUUUGUAUUUAGUCAGGUCAAAUUUGCCACAAAGGACUUGGCCAUGGUCACAAGUGCAGAGUGUUUCACAAAUGCAUUUGUUUUCUAUUAGGUUUUCACACAAAUAUCUUUCUUACCUAAGUGAAAAUGAAAUAAUUCAACUCUGAAUUAUUUUCAUUCAUGCAGGUUUGGGAUACUUGGUGACAGUUUUGUUAUUGGGAAUCUGAAAUCUGCUAAAAUCUGUGAUCUGGUAAAAUUGUGUGUAAUUUAGUUUUAAAAGAUGUAAAUGAACAUUUGCUAUACAUGAAAUGUAUUUGUUUUUAUUUGAUUUACAUGCAUAUCCAUUUAUUAAUGACAUCUGUAAACUGUUAAGAAAGGAAAUUUAAUCAAAUCCUCUGAUUGACUUUUCUAACAGUAAAGUGUAAAUGGGGAAAACAUGUUUUGAUAUGCUUUGUUUUUUAAUGUGUACAUAUGUUUGAACAUAAAAUGUAUAUCAAUAGCACAAAUAUAAAUGUAAUUUGACAUUGUUUUUCUAAAUGUAGAUAAUAGUAGGAAUAAAAUAAUGUCUGAAUAAAAAUCAAA
Molecule: messenger RNA, 3841 nt
Organism: Ostrea edulis (European flat oyster)
Lineage: Eukaryota; Metazoa; Mollusca; Bivalvia; Ostreida; Ostreidae
Product: targeting protein for Xklp2 homolog
Exons: 13
Coding region: 235-2673 (812 amino acids)
Biological process (GO): regulation of mitotic spindle organization; activation of protein kinase activity
Cellular component (GO): spindle; microtubule
Source: RefSeq, a predicted model, not a curated record